GUUAGCUAUUUUAAUAAGCAGCAGGAGAUAAAGAUGCCAACCCUGGAUGACAUUUUAGAGCACAUUGGAGAAUUUGACAGGUUCCAGAAACAAACCUUCUUCCUCCUGUGUUUGCUUUCUGCUGCCUUCACUCCUGUCUACGUGGGUGUCGUCUUCUUCGGGUUCACCCCCGAGCAUCGCUGCUUCAGCCCUGGUGCGGCGGAGCUGAGCCAGCGCUGUGGCUGGAGCCUGGCGGAGCAGCUGAACCACACCGUCCCUGAGUGGGGCAGCCAUGGGGCCACCUACAGCAGCCGUUGCAGCAGGUACGAGGUGGACUGGAAUGCAACGGGUGUCAGCUGCACUGACCCCCUUGGCAGCAUUGUGGGCAACCGGAGCUCUGUCCCGCUUGGCCCCUGCCAAGACGGGUGGGUUUAUGACUACUCUGGGACCUCCAUAGUGACCGAGUUUAACCUGGUGUGUGAGGACUCCUGGAAGCUGGAUCUCUUUCAAUCAUCUGUGAAUGUUGGGUUCUUUAUUGGCUCCAUAAUCAUCGGCUACAUAGCAGAUAGGUUUGGCCGCAAGCUCUGCCUCUUGAUCACAGUCCUCAUCAAUUCUGUCUCAGGGGUUCUCGUGUCCUUCGCACCCAGCUAUACGUGGACGGUGAUCUUUCGGUUGAUCCAGGGGCUGGUCAGCAAGGGGGGCUGGCUGACAGGAUACGUCCUGACUGCAGAAUUUGUUGGCUUAAGCUUCCGGAGAACGGUGGGCAUCAUCUACCAGCUUGCCUUCACUGUGGGACUCCUCAUCCUCACUGCUGUGGCUUAUGUGCUCCCACACUGGAGGUGGCUUCAGCUUGCUGUCACCCUGCCCAAUUUCUUCUUCCUACUCUACUACUGGUGUCUGCCUGAGUCCCCCAGAUGGCUAAUAACUCAGAAGCAAAAUGACAAAGCUAUGGAAGUUAUUAAGCGCAUUGCCAAGGGAAACAAGAAGCAGCUACCUCCAUCUUUCCAGAACUUCAAAUUUGAAGAUGAAGAUGGAGAAAAGAUGAAACCUUCAUACCUUGACCUGGUCAGGACACCUCAGAUAAGAAAGCACACAUUCAUUCUGAUGUACAGUUGGUUCACAAGCUCCGUCCUCUACCAAGGGCUCAUCAUGCACAUGGGACUAGCUAGUGGGAACAUUUACCUGGAUUUCCUCUAUUCUGCUCUUGUUGAGUUCCCAGCUGCCUUCAUCCUCUUGUUAACAGUGGAUCGCAUUGGCCGUCGCUACCCAUGGGCUGUGGCAAAUGUGAUGACAGGUGGUGCCUGCCUUGUUACGGCGUUAGUUCCAGACACUCUUUAUUGGCUUAAAAUGACCGCAGCAUGUCUGGGCAGAAUGGGAAUUACCAUGUGCUUUGAGAUGGUUUGUUUGGUAAAUCCUGAGCUGUAUCCAACUUCUCUCAGAAACCUAGGAGUGCUGAUCUGCUCGUCCAUGUGCGACAUCGGUGGGAUCAUGACCCCCUUCAUUGUGUACAGACUGGCGGAGCUCUGGCAUGAGCUGCCUCUGGUUGUCUUUGCCGGGAUUGCUUUUGUUGGUGGUGGCCUGGUCUUGCUCCUACCUGAAACAAAGGGAAAAUCUCUGCCUGAGACCAUUGAAGAUGCUGAAAACAUGCACAGACAAGAAAGAAGCAAAGAAAACACAAUUUAUCUUCAAAUUCUGUCUUCAGAAGGUUUACCCAAGUAAGGCUCCACUUUUGUUCCAGACCCGCUUUUACUGGGCAGCAGUGGAAGGGCCAUCACAACCAGCCCCCAGCCAGCACUGAGGAAAGAACCAUGCAAACACAGCCUACCCUUUUCCAGCUUGCUCUCCCACUGCCACCAGCCACAGCCAUGCCAGCUGACUCCAUGGAUUUCCACUUCAGGCUCUCACAGACCAUCUUCCACUGAAUUUCUCUAUUUGUCUUCUGAGCACUUUUACACUUCCAGGGUCCCCGGACAUCUGACAGCAGUGACUUUUGGAGCCCAGGCAGGACACUCAUGAAGGAAUGCUUUCUUCCAUAGCAAGCAGGAAUGUAUUUGUACUCCCAACCCACCUCUACACUGCACCUAAUUUUACAUGAAAGAAAGCAUGCAGAUAGCAGCUGAUUUAGUGUCACUGUCCGUACAUCCCUGAAAAUCUCAGCGCCUGAUGCUGAGCAUGCUCAACUCCUACCACCCUAUGGUAAACAUUUCUGCAGAGCAUGCUUAGGGAGUCCAUGAAUAUCCACCAGAACUUUCCACUUAGUUUAUUCCACCUUUUUUGGAUAUCUAAGUGGGGUGAAAUCAAGUUCCAGACCAACUUUUAAGCUUUGGCAUCCCAGAAUUUGACUGGCUAUGAGAAAAGCUGGAAUAUGAAAAAGAAGGGAAGAUGAUGCUGCAGGCAGCUGAGCCUUAGGCCAUGAGGUUCUGAGUAUUACUGCUCUAUCUUGAGAUAUCAGUAAUGGGGCAAGGAGAGAAAGCCUCAUCACCAUCUGUCAACUGGGAGCAGCACAAGCAAUAAUACAACAGUGUUUUAAACAAUAAACUCCUGUUAUUUUAA
Molecule: messenger RNA, 2532 nt
Organism: Coturnix japonica (Japanese quail)
Lineage: Eukaryota; Metazoa; Chordata; Aves; Galliformes; Phasianidae
Gene: SLC22A2
Product: solute carrier family 22 member 2
Biological process (GO): transmembrane transport
Cellular component (GO): membrane
Molecular function (GO): transmembrane transporter activity
Source: RefSeq, a predicted model, not a curated record